Molecule: messenger RNA, 2426 nt
Organism: Meriones unguiculatus (Mongolian gerbil)
Lineage: Eukaryota; Metazoa; Chordata; Mammalia; Rodentia; Muridae
Gene: Znf567
Product: zinc finger protein 567
Exons: 6
Coding region: 452-2413 (653 amino acids)
Biological process (GO): regulation of DNA-templated transcription
Cellular component (GO): nucleus
Source: RefSeq, a predicted model, not a curated record
CAAGCGGACACCUCUGCGCAAGACGCCAGGCUCAGACAGACCCCAAAUCUGCAGUUUGAACUUGCCCCGGUGGUCUGUGGGAAAUGUAGUGCCAGGUCCUCAAAACCCGGAUGUCGGGAAGGCGGUGUCUAGCCCGCGGCCCCAGAAACGGGUCGCGGAGACCCCUGGGAGAGCCCGACCCCGCCGGGCCGCGCAGGCGAGCGCUGCCAGCCAGCGGUGGAAGACGCUGCCUUCUGGAACGUCCACAUACGUUUCCAUUCUCAUGUGUACAGCCCGUUUUGCUGCCGUCUCCUGGUUCUGGACACGCAGGACCACCUGUUUGGGUGCCCUUCCUUACCCCAUAAGUCGUCUUGGACAGGAUCUGACCUAACCCAAGCAGCCACCACCCUUGGGGUCUUCAUCCAGUGUUGAGGCACUGCCCUGCUCUACCCCUUUUCUGAAGAGGACCCAAAUGAAAGCCUGGUCUUCUGGUACAGCUCUCACAACCAUGGCUCAGGGAGCUGUGUCUCUCAAGGAUGUGACCGUGGACUUUAGUCAGGAGGAGUGGCAGCGCCUAGACUCUGCUCAGAAGACUCUGUAUAUGGAUGUGAUGUUGGAAAACUACGGCCACCUGCUCUCCACAGGCUGCGACGUGUCUAACCCCGAGGUCAUCCUCAGAUUGGAGCGAGGAGAAGAACCGUGGACAUCAUUUGCAGAGCAUGUCUGCUCAGAAGAAAACUGGAAAUCAAGAAAGGUUUUCACAAAAUUCAAGGAACACCAAGAGAAGUACUCAAGAUCAUUUGUAUAUAUUAACUAUAAAGAGCUGACUGAAGACAAAAGUAGUAUCUGUCAAAAGACAUUUACUCUAGUGACGAAGCCUGUUAAUUCCAAAGAGCUUCCUCCUAAAUAUGGCACUCAUGGAAAUAUUUUAGAGAAUGUUUCAGACUUAAUCAACAGUAACCUAAGCCUUGCAAGAAAGAGAUUUAAUGAGUAUGAUGGAUACGCAAAACCACACCCAAAUUCCAUGCCAGCCGACAAAUCCUGUACUCGAACUGGCAAGGCUUGCAGUCACAGCGACAUACUUGUGCAACCUGAGAAGGCAGUAACUCCAGCACAGUCAUUUGGAUACAAUGACUCUGACAAGUUAUGUCUUAGAAAGGGAAGCUCAGUUACCCUCAAUAGAGCAUACAGAGGGGAAAACAUUUCUGUAUGUAACAGAAAGAAAAGAGCAGCAAAUACUGAAAAGAAACAUACGUGCCCUGAAUGUGGGAAAGCCUUCUGCAGGAAGUCAGUAUUGAUUCUGCACCUGGCAAUUCACACAGAGGCAAAACCUUAUCAAUGUCAUCAGUGUGGACAUGCAUUUAGAAGGAAGUCCUACCUCACUGACCAUCAGAGAACUCACACGGGAGAAAAACCCUUUGUUUGUACUGAGUGUGGUAAGUCCUUCCGUCUAAAGACAGCCCUCACUGACCACCAGAGGACACACACAGGAGAGAAGUCCUACGAAUGUCCACAGUGUAAGAAUGCCUUCCGAUUAAAGUCACACCUUAUUCGUCAUCAGAGAACUCACACGGGAGAAAAACCGUAUGAGUGUAACGAGUGUGGGAAAUCUUUCCGCCAAAAGACAACUCUCUCUCUCCACCAGAGAAUCCAUACUGGGGAGAAACCCUAUAUUUGCAAAGAAUGUGGGAAAUCAUUCCACCAAAAAGCAAACCUCACUGUCCACCAGAGGACUCAUACAGGAGAGAAGCCCUAUAUUUGUAAUGAGUGUGGGAAAUCAUUCUCCCAGAAAACAACACUUGCUCUUCAUGAGAAAACCCAUAACCAGGAGAAGCCCUAUGUGUGUAAUGACUGUGGAAAGAGUUUCCGCCAGAAAACAACUCUUGUGGCACACCAGAGGACACAUACAGGGGAGAAAUCUUACGAAUGUCCUCAUUGUGGGAAGGCCUUUAGAAUGAAAUCAUACCUCAUUGAUCAUCACAGAACUCACACAGGAGAAAAGCCGUAUGAAUGCAGUGAGUGUGGGAAAUCAUUCAGCCAGAAAACAAAUCUCAAUCUACACCAGAGGAUUCAUACUGGGGAGAAACCCUAUGUUUGUAGUGAGUGUGGGAAGUCCUUUCGCCAAAAAGCAACCCUCACUGUACAUGAGAAAAUACAUACAGGGCAGAAGUCCUAUGAGUGUCCUCAGUGUGGAAAGGCUUUCAGCAGGAAGUCCUACCUCAUUCAUCAUCAAAGAACUCAUACAGGAGAGAAACCUUAUAAAUGCAAUGAAUGUGGAAAGAGCUUUCGACAGAAAACAAAUCUCAUUGUUCAUCAAAGAACUCACACGGGUGAGAAGCCCUAUGCAUGUAAGGACUGUGGCAAGUCCUUUAGCUAUAAAAGGAACCUCAUUGUCCAUCAAAAACUUCAUAGCGAAAAUACAGAUAUACAAUAAAAGAGGAAAGCAG